UGCAAUUCUGCAAAAUCCCCCCCCUGCAAACACGUUUAUUGUUCAAACCCUUUUUCCAAAAAGAAAAUCAAUCUCAAAAAUGUCAUCAUCAUCUGCAGAUGAACAUUAUAAAUCCCCUUCUUCUUUCUCCCCAUUCUUCUAACAGUCUUCUUCUCCACUGCCCUGAAGAAGACGACUCCCAUGAUGAUGAUGAUGAUGAUGAGGCGCAUAGACUAUUAUUCUUUUCCCCCAAGAUUCAUAUUUUAUGCUCUCAAUUUAUUUGUGUACAGUGUGUAUAUAUUGCCGACAGCUGAGAGUGGGAAUGCACUCAAUGUGUUUGAUUUUGGAGCUGCAGGUGAUGGCUCCACUGACGACACUUGUGCUUUUCAAGAUGCCUGGAAAGAAGCUUGUUCCUCGCAGUCCAGGGCAGUUAUUGUUGUUCCUGAUGGACAAUUCAUUGUUAGACCAAUAAAUUUUACAGGACCUUGCACAUCAAGGUUGUCCCUCAAGGUGUUUGGCACCAUUGUUGCCCCAGAAGAUCCACAAAUAUGGGAUGGUUUGGAUAGAAAUAAAUGGCUCUAUUUUGCAAAUGUUAAACACUUGACAGUACAAGGGAGAGGAACCAUAAAUGGGAUGGGACUAAGAUGGUGGGCUGAGUCUUGCAAGAUCAACAAAACCAAUCCCUGUCAACAUGCUCCAAAGGCAUUGACUUUCCACAAAUGUAAUUACUUGAGAAUUGGGGGGCUUCUGAUGCUAAAUAGUCAACAAAUGCACUUAUCCCUCACCAGCUGCGUGAAGGUGACAGUGUCCGGGGUUCAGGUUGUUGCGCCUUCUACUAGCCCUAACACUGAUGGCAUUCACAUAAGUUCCUCUACAAGUGUUACUGUUAAGGACUGCACUAUUGCCACAGGAGACGACUGCAUAUCCAUAGUUGGAAACUCCUCACGGAUUCGUAUUAGAAACAUUGUUUGCGGGCCGGGCCACGGUAUAAGUAUAGGAAGCCUGGGAAAAUCAAAUUCAUGGGAUAACGUGCACGACAUUAGUGUAAAAGGAACAUUUCUUUCGAAUACCAAGAAUGGGGCAAGGAUUAAAACAUGGCAGGGAGGGAGAGGUUUUGCAAGGAAGAUUACCUAUGAGGAUAUGGUGAUGCAAAAUGUCUCAAAUCCCAUUAUAGUAGAUCAAUAUUAUUGUGAUUCAGCCCAGCCAUGUUCGAACCAGACCUCAGCAGUUGGUAUAAGCAAUGUGGCUUUCAUGAGAAUCAAAGGAACUUCCGCAACGACAGAGGCGAUACGAAUAGCCUGCAGCGACACCUCCCCGUGCAGGAAGAUCUUCUUGAAGGACGUGGAGCUCGUUUCCUCUUCUCGGGGAAGCGGUGGGACCUCCUUCUACUGUUGGAACGCUUAUGGCUCUACGGAAGGCCCCGUCUAUCCUCCCCAAUGUUUUGCUCAUGCUACAACUGUGAUUCAGCCUACUCUAGUCCAAGUGAAUGAUAGUAGUAGUGGUGGUGGUAGUAUUGUUUCAAUGUGAUUCAUACUUUUAUGAGAAAUACACACAAUAACUAUCUGCACAUAAGUGUCUUUGUUUUUUGUAUAAAGAAUGAGAAUCCUCUAACAUUCCCUACACUUCAAAAUUAAUUAUAAAAAAAGGAAUUUAAAAAAAGUAAUUGCAUUAAAAAUGGAAGUACUUA
Cuscuta campestris is the source of this 1666-nucleotide messenger RNA. NCBI's taxonomy places the organism in Eukaryota, Viridiplantae, Streptophyta, Magnoliopsida, Solanales, Convolvulaceae. The record is from the annotation of a GenBank genome assembly.